AUGAAAAUAACGAUGUUAAAAUCUGAAACCAUCCGUUCUCAAGAAUGGGUGCCUUUUGUUACUCAACAACAAAGGCUCAGAAAUUUAAUUCAAAUCAAUGGUUACAAUCUUUGUGAUGAUCCAGAAUGUACUGCUAAUACAACUUCCUAUUAUUACACAUUGCAUUUAACAACAAUGUGUGCUCCUUUGUAUACUAGUGAAAAAGUUAGCGGCCGUAACCCAAAAUGGACAAAAAUGGAUAUUUGUAGUUCAAUUGGAUCUGCUAAAGCGGUUGUAAUACGAUUGUGGAGAACUACAGAUGACCAAACAAAAGUUUUGUUUGUUUGGGGCAUUGAACUAAGUGGUCUUUUGUAUAUAACUCCAAUGUCAUUAAAUCCAAAAAUGUUUCAUUCUAAUUCUUUAGUAUUUUGUAUGACUGGAGGAAAUUAUACUGCUCCACAUUGCAUUGCUGAAGAUCAGCCUACUUUAGCUCGCAUUACUCAUCUUACUUUACCUGUAAAAGAUGUUAGAUUAAGUGGUACGCUUAUACAACUGACAAGGAUGCAUAAUAUUCAACGAGUAACUAGUAAACAAAGAGAAGCAGCAACUUUAUUAAAAGAAAAAGUAGUUCAAGGUGAAAUUGGUUUGAACGAAAAUCGAACUGGAAGACAUCAAAGUGCUACAAUACGUAGAUUGAUGAACAAAGAAAUUGGACAAAAACCAUCUCGUCAGAGUAUUCUAUGUAGGAGAAAAGAAAUUGAACUGGUAAAAUUUAGAGUACUGUUGCUAUGUCAAGAAAAAUCUCGUAAAAUUGUCAUUCUUCGCAAUAAAACACUAACUAGUAAAACAUUUUAUGAUGCAAAUUGUAAAAAAAACAGCAAGCUAAUUGAAAUGAACGAAACACUUUGCAUUGACAUCCAUCAACUAAAACAAUUGAGUAAUACAUCUAACUCAGUUGACACAUUGUCCGCAUUAAAUAGUCAACUCAUUUAUCGGAAAAAACAACUUGUUUCAGAACUUAAUUUUAUAUAUCCAAUAACAGAGGUUAACGAAAAUAUAUCAAUAUGUGAUGUUCAUCUUCCAAAUUCAGAAAACUUUGAUGGCUGCAGUGAUAUUCAAUUGAGUAUUGGUCUGGGUUACGUUGCCCAUUUAAUUCUUAUGAUUUCCUACUUUCUAAAUAUUCCAUUGAGAUACCCUAUUAACCACAUAGGAUCACGUAGUAAAAUUAUUGAUCAUAUUUCAUUAGAUAUACAGGAUAGAGAACGACUAUUUCCUUUGUUUGGUCGUGCUAAAGCUCGAUUAGAAUUUAAUUAUGCUGUUUAUUUACUGAACAAAAAUAUUGCCCAACUUCGAUGGUACAAUGGUUAUAGUACUAAUGACUUGCGUACAACCUUAUACAAUUGUUUAGUUAUGUUACAACCACAAUCAAGUUUAUUGAAAUUACAAACUUCAAAAUUCACAUCUUCAAAUUCUUCGCUAGAAUCUUCUUUAAAUGUACCACCCAGAUCUUCCAGAGAUGCUUAUAGAGAAGAUACUAGUAGUUCAGACGAUUCAAAAAUAAAAGGAAUACCUCACUCUUCUUCAGAUCCGUCACUAGCUGAUGAUAAAACACAAGCGUACAAUGAUUUUAACUCAUCAUAA
Macrosiphum euphorbiae (potato aphid) is the source of this 1620-nucleotide messenger RNA. Lineage: Eukaryota; Metazoa; Arthropoda; Insecta; Hemiptera; Aphididae. The record is from the annotation of a GenBank genome assembly.